AGAUCAUGUGAUUGUUUAGUUUGAUAUUUGAUAGAAAAAAAAGGAGAAGAAUGAAAUUCUUUAUUAUAUUUUUAGUAAUACUUGAAAUAAAUAGCGAAAAAUAUAUUCCACUGGAUGGUUUAUGGUCUCUUAGAUCAAAUAGCAAAAACUUGACAAAUAUUCCUGCAACUGUUCCUGGUAAUGUCUACACAGACUUAAGAGCGCAUGGUAUACUUAAAAAGCCACUAUAUUACAGAGAUAAUGAUCAGAAAUACAGAUGGGUCAGUAGAGUUGACGAUUGGACUUAUACAAGAAAUUUUACAGUCUCCCAAGACGACAUAAAACAUGGAAAAAUUGAACUAGUUUUCGAGGGAUUAGAUACAAUUGCCCAAAUCUAUAUAAAUAAGAUAAUGAUUUAUGAAGCAACCAAUAUGUUUCGACUCUACUCUUUUAACAUAAAAAGCUUGCUGAAAGCGUCCUUGAACAGUAUAACUGUAAAGUUUUCUUCUCCUAUCAAAUAUUCAGCUGCAAAAGCAUCUCAAUAUAAAAAGAGGUUUUCUUAUGACGUUCCUCCAAAGUGCCCUCCAACUGUGCAAAAUGGAGAAUGCAAUUUUAACUUUAUCAGAAAACGAGCGUCCAGUUUCAGUUGGGAUUGGGGUCCAGCUUUUCCCGGAGUAGGAAUUUGGAAAAGCGUCUACCUAAGACUCUACUCUUCUGCUACUUUAACUCAAAUUGUCGCUUAUCCUGUCAAAGACGCCAAGUUGGGCUGGUUUGUUAAAGGCUCUCUAUAUUUCAACGUAGUUUUGGCUCAAAAAGGAAAAUUAACCUUAUCCAUCGCCAAUGUUAUUAAAGUAAGCAAUGACGUAGUACUGUUUGCUGAUGAGCAUAAAUACGACUUCUCAAUGCAUGUCAUCCGACCAAUAAAGCUGUGGUGGCCUAAUGGCUAUGGAAAGCAAAAUCUGUACAAUCUAACUAUCAAGUUUACUACUUCUGACGAAAGUACUGAAAAAACAGUUGAAAUCGGAUUUAGAACAAUAGAACUUAUACGAAAUCCAAUUGGGAACGAUAAAAAAGGAGAUUAUUUUUAUUUUAAAAUAAAUAAUCUACCAAUAUAUAUUAAAGGAUCAAAUUGGAUUCCAGCUGAUAGUUUUCCCAAUGAAAUAAGCGUUGCAAAAUUAGAGUUACUAUUAAAAUCAGCUAAACUUACAGGAAUGAAUGCUUUAAGAGUUUGGGGAGGUGGAAUUUACGAAUCAGACAAAUUUUAUCAAUUGACCAAUCAAUACGGAAUAAUGAUAUGGCAAGAUUUAAUGUUUGCUUGUAGUAUGUAUCCAAAAGAUGAAGAAUUUCUUGUUAAUGUGGCAAGGGAAAUUGACUAUCAAGUUUUAAGGUUAUCAAAUCAUCCAUCUAUAACUGUAUGGUCGUUUAAUAACGAAAAUGAAGCUGCACUAAGAGAGAAUUGGUACAACACUUCGAAUAAUUAUCGCCAAUACUAUGAGGAUUAUAUUAAAUUAUAUAUUAAGACCAUCAAGGGAAUUGUCGAAAAAGACUCCACUCGUCCUUCUACCCCUUCUAGUCCAUCAAACGGUCUAUUAACUGAGAAACAAAAUUGGGUUGCCAAUAAUCCUCAAGACCCACUUUAUGGAGACGUGCAUUACUAUAAUUAUAUAGGUGAUAGCUGGAAUUGGACAAUAUAUCCAAUACCACGGUUUUUAUCAGAAUUUGGUUUGCAAUCUUGGCCGUCAAGUUACACUAUGAACACGGCUUUCGACAAAUCGGAUUGGUUCAUCAAUAGUUCAGUUGCUAGUAAUAGACAGCAUCAUCCGAAUGGUACUAAAGAACUAAAUGCUCAAAUUCAGAGUCACUUUAAAGAUUUGCCAAAAUCUAAAGACCCCAAAAAAUAUUUUGAAGAUUUUAUGUUUCUUACACAGAUUAACCAAGCUGAAGGAAUACGGACAGAAGCCGAACUAAUGAGACGUAUGCAAAAUUUUUUCAACAGUAAAGGGCAAGGCCAUACUAUGGGAACGCUAUAUUGGCAAUUAAAUGACAUUUGGCAAGCGCCAACGUGGUCUUCAAUAGAUUAUCUCGGCAAGUGGAAGAUGUUACAAUAUUUCGCCAGGAGAUUCUACUCCAAUCCGACUCUUUCAAGUUAUAUAGAUAAUGAUGUUAUUAAAUUACAUUUUCUACAGGAUAUCUUACCCAAUAAUGACACAAACGACAAUAAUCUAAGAUUUAGGUCUUUGCUAAACCUAGAGCCCGGAAACUAUGUCAAAAAGAGUCUUUUAGUUUUAAAAGUAAUAGUCUUCAAAUGGAGUUCUUUAAAUCCUAUUGCAUCUCAAAAGUUUAAUAUCCAACGGCCAAUUUAUUCUUCUGCGGAAAUAUAUCAACAAAAUAUUAGACAACUGUUACAAAUGGCAAAUGCUUCGAAAAGUGAACUCUUUCUUGUCUUUGAAGCCACUUCCGACAAUAUAAUUCUGUAUAAUUGGAUACCUCUCGCCUAUUAUAAAGACAUUAAUCUUCCUAAACCCAAAAUACAAAUUAAGGACUUAACUAAAAAAACAGCAACCAAGUUUACAAUUGAAUUAUCUACUGAUAACAUUGCUGCCUACGUUUGGCUAGAAGUUUAUGAAUGUCAGGGUUAUUUUUCGGAAAACGGUUUCUUAAUGUACAGGAGAGAGUAUCAAGUGGAAUUUUACAGUUGGAAAGAAUGCAAUAAUCUUAAUGAUAUAACAGUUAAGACUUUGAACCAUUUAUAUAAUUAA
This is a messenger RNA of Dimorphilus gyrociliatus, 2738 nucleotides long. Lineage: Eukaryota; Metazoa; Annelida; Polychaeta; Dinophilidae. The record is from the annotation of a GenBank genome assembly.